Messenger RNA from Oxyura jamaicensis (ruddy duck), 1030 nucleotides. RefSeq names its product rho guanine nucleotide exchange factor 2-like. The transcript is spliced from 5 exons. Gene Ontology annotation, biological process: regulation of Rho protein signal transduction; positive regulation of neuron differentiation; actin filament organization. The record is from RefSeq and is a predicted model, not a curated record. Gene Ontology annotation, molecular function: microtubule binding. The coding region runs from base 470 to 1009 and encodes 179 amino acids. Gene Ontology annotation, cellular component: ruffle membrane; cytoskeleton. NCBI's taxonomy places the organism in Eukaryota, Metazoa, Chordata, Aves, Anseriformes, Anatidae.
AAAAAAACAGCGCUCGACCCCCAAAAUACCCCGGGGCAGCCGGGAGCGAUGGUUUUAGGGCUGUGCCCAGCGCUUGGCCCCGGCCACGUGGAGCCUGCGGGGUCACGCCACGACCCCGCUGCCCGCGGGGGUCCCGGGACCCGGUUGCGGGGCCGGGGGCGCAGCCGGAGCGGGUGGUGGGGAGCAGCCCCGGCGUCACGCUGGGGUAACGGCACGGGGACGGCGGCGGCAGGAAGAGAAAUCGCCUCCCUCCUUUGUCUCCCGGCUGUUUUGUUUCCUGCGGUUGGGGCCGGGACGCAGGAACUGCGGGGCCUUUCCUCCCCGUGCCUGCGCCCGAGCCGCCUUCCCUUUAAAGAAGGAGGAAGAAAAAAAAAGAAAAAAAAAAAGUGAAAAGCCAAACAAACAACAGAAAAAAAAAAAAAAACACACAACGGGGCCGGGAACAAUCGCGGCACAGAGCGCGGGGCAGAUGUUGUGGCCGCGGGCGCCGCUCCCUCCCAGCCCGGGGGGCUGCGGGGCCGGGAUGUGCUGCUGCUCCUGCGCCCCCUUCCCGGAGGAAAGGGACCCGGAGAGACCCCUCUGCGGGGAGCGGAGCAAGGAGAAGGAGAAGAUGAAGGAGGGCAAGGAGAAGGACGCGCGCUACACCAACGGCCACCUCUUCACCACCAUCACCGUCUCGGGGAUGACCAUGUGCUUCGCCUGCAACAAGAGCAUCACGGCCAAGGAGGCUCUCAUCUGCCCCACUUGCAACGUCACCAUCCACAACCGCUGCAAGGACACGCUGCCCAACUGCACCAAGGUCAAGCAGAAGCAACAGAAAGCGGCGCUGCUGAAGAACAGCUCGGCGCUGCAGUCGGUCUCGCUGCGCAACAAGACCGCCAUCCGGGAGCGCCCCAACUCGGCCAUCUACCCCUCGGAGAGCUUCCGCCAGACGCUGCUGGGCCCCCGCCGCGGCCGCCCGUCGCUCUCCCUCUCCAAAAGCGUCUCCACCACCAACAUCGCGGGGUAAGCAGGGCGAAAAGGGGGCCGG